Hyalella azteca is the source of this 1686-nucleotide messenger RNA. Its product is annotated as rhoGEF domain-containing protein gxcJ. The transcript has 8 exons. Bases 1 to 1446 code for a protein of 481 amino acids. NCBI's taxonomy places the organism in Eukaryota, Metazoa, Arthropoda, Malacostraca, Amphipoda, Hyalellidae. The record is from RefSeq and is a predicted model, not a curated record.
AUGACGUUGACUACACUGUGGGAUGUGCCGAAGAACAUCAGUAACAACAGCAGCAACGACAGAAGCAACAUCAGCAAUAUUAGCAACAACAUCAGCAACAACAGCAGCAACGACAGCAGUAAUAUUAGCCAAAACAUCAGCAACAUCAGCAACGACAGCAGCAACAACAUCAACAACAUUAUCAACAACAUCGGCAACACAAUCAGCAACAUCAGCAGCAUUAGCAUCUACAGUAGCUACAACAGCAGCAGCAACAACAGCAAAAACAACAUCAGCAAUAAAAUCAGCGACAACAGCUGCAACAUCAGCAGCAACGAAAGCAGACACUACACCAGCAUCAUUAGCAACAUCAGCAACCACAGCAACAACAAAAUCAGUCAUCAUGUAACAUCCAUGUUUGGAUUCUCUGACUGGGGAGUUUAUAGUGACGCACCUUCAUCAUCAGAGCUCGGGAAAGCCUCUGCAAGCUGGGUCAUUCACUCCCACGCCGUGCUACUACUCCCUUCCGGAGGGACCGACUACCCUCCGACCUUCAGUAACUUAUACAAAGACAAUAUUUACGGAUCUGACGCGAAGCGGAGUGAACGCCAUGAGCGCUGCCUCCCCCAAGUGCCCGCUUGUGACAUCAAAGUCAAGUCUGAGGCCUCGGAAGUGCCUGUCCCUGCUCCAGCCAUGCAAGUUUCUGAAAUCCACAUCAAGGAGGAACCUAGAGAUGAGGAUGCCGAUGUAACUGUGAAGGAGGAAUCACUCCUAUAUGGAGAUCAGGCUUGUUCCAGCCAACACCUCAGUUCUGCUACUGCAGACCAGGCAGCGGCUGCCUCCUCAUCUUGUUGGACCGUCAAGACGGAAGUCAAAGCUGAGAGAGAUGCUGAUGUGUCAGCACCGGCACCAGCAGGCGCUGCUGGCCGCACUAGGGCGUCCCGCUGCAGGCUGCAGGCCAACAAACACUCAAUGCCUGGACUCUACGAGAGUCAAGUGUUACAAGCAAAGAAAAACAUAACAAGGACCCAUCCAUUAUCUAUUAAUGCAUGGCUGAAGAAGAAUAUAAGUAGUGUUAAAAGUGAGCCUCAUAUUGAAGAACCUGAUCGUGACAAUUUCGGUGAAGUAUUGCGUUACUUAAUAAGAUCUAAGGAUGUUGUAAAACCACAUGCAGACGGUCCCUUGAGAGGCGCAAUUAUGUUUGGUUAUUACUUACAAUUAUUAUUCGACAACAAAUUUAAUGAAAGCGCAAGUGUAAUAGAGAGAUUGCCCAUCGGCACCAUUCUGUCAGACCACAUUGGUAUAAAAAGAAGAUAUGCCGAUCAUCUGCGAUGGCUUGGAAAACUCGGACAUCAAUAUUCGAAACUUGGAAACGUAUCACUAUGUCUUUAUCAAGUGUUCAGAAAAAGGCCAGACAUAACUAUUCUGUUCAAGUAUCGGCCCUAUUUAGCUAAUGAAUGGAAAUAAAGCACACGCUCUGAGAAACGUCUUUACUUGAAGCCGUUAUUAGUGUAAAUGAAACACGCAUUCAGCGUAACGUCAUUAAUUGACGUUAUAAUGAGUGUGUGUGAACCACGCAUUCAGUGUAACGUCAUCAGUUCACACAGGUUAGUGGGAUCGGUCGUUGGCUCCGUAAUAUCGCGCAGGAUCAUAAGCUAUGAACGACAGCGGAUGUUCACUUUUUGUACAGCAUACAUAAUCGUGAUG